Molecule: messenger RNA, 951 nt
Organism: Colius striatus (speckled mousebird)
Lineage: Eukaryota; Metazoa; Chordata; Aves; Coliiformes; Coliidae
Gene: POP4
Product: POP4 homolog, ribonuclease P/MRP subunit
Exons: 6
Coding region: 21-749 (242 amino acids)
Biological process (GO): tRNA 5'-leader removal; rRNA processing
Cellular component (GO): ribonuclease P complex; ribonuclease MRP complex
Molecular function (GO): ribonuclease P RNA binding
Source: RefSeq, a predicted model, not a curated record
CUGCGCCGGCCGCUGCGGCCAUGGAGGCUGAGGGCUGUGAAGCGGGCGCCGUGGGCGAGGGCCCAGGCCGGCCCGGCACGCCGAGCCUGGCAGAGGAGCUGUACCGCCGCCUGCCUGCCGAGGAGUCCGCGGAGCUGCGCCUCCAGCCUCAGGGACCCGAAGAGGCCAAAGCGUUUGUAAAUGCCUUCCUGAAGCGCAGCAUGCCAAAAAUGAAAGAGGAAGCUAUCCAGGAUAUAUUAACUCGGAAAGCUGUGGUUCUGGAGCAUUAUUCCAAAAGAAAGACAAAGCAAAAGAGGAGGAAAACAAAAGGUUUCACUGCCAAGCAAAGGCGAGAAAUGCGUCUUUUUGAAAUUGAACCUGACCAGCAAAGAUACUCCAUCUUUUUGCCACUGCAUGAACUCUGGAAACAGUACAUCAGAGACCUGUGUCAUGGGCUUAAACCAGAUGCGCAACCACAUAUGAUUCAGACCAAACUGCUAAAAGCUGACCUCCAUGGAGCUAUUCUUACAGUCACAAAAUCAAAGUGCCCUUCUUACGUUGGGAUAACAGGAAUCGUUCUACAGGAAUUUAAACACAUCUUCAAAAUUAUCACUAAAGAGGACAAAUUAAAAGUUGUUCCCAAACUUAACAACGUAUUUAGCUUGGAGAUUGAUGGAUUCAUUUCCUACAUCUAUGGAAGCAAAUUCCAGCUUAGAGCAAGUGAGCGAUCUGCAAAAAAAUUCAAGUUGAAAGGAACUAUUGACCUAUGAUCUCAUGGAAAAUCAGAAGUAUCAAUAGAAAUGUCUGCUGCUUGCAUGCAGUUCAAAGACUAGGUUUUCUGGCAGACUGAAAAUGGACUAGAACUAUGUUUUAUAUAUAUAUAUAUAUAUAUAUAUAUAUAUAUAUAUAUAUAUAUAUCAGUCUCACAGACUGAUGGAGUUUCUUAUAGCUCUUGUUAUUUGUAUAUAAUGU